GUGUCCCGGGUGCCAGUGGAGUCCUGUGAGCAGUAUACAACCUGCGGGGAGUGCCUGAGCUCGGGGGACCCCCACUGUGGCUGGUGCGCGCUCCACCACAUGUGCUCGCCGCGGGACAGCUGUGAGCGCGCGGAGGAGCCGCACCGCUUCGCCAGCAGCAUCAGCCAGUGCCUGAGCGUCACCGUGCAGCCCGGCAGCAUCUCCGUCUCCCAGCACAGCCUCCCACUCAGCUUGCUGGUGAGCGAUGCUCCGGACCUGGCGGCUGGGGUCUCCUGCCUGUUUGGGAACCUGACGGAGGUGGAGGGUCAGGUGUCGGGCAGCCGCGUCAUCUGCAUUUCACCAGCAGCAAAAGACGUCCCUGCCAUUCCUGUGGAUCAAGACUGGUUCGGCGUGGUGCUGCAGCUGAAGUCACGGGAGACAGGGAGGACGUUUGUCAGCACCGAGUUCAAGUUCUACAACUGCAGUGCCCACCAGCUGUGCCUGUCCUGCGUGAACAGUGCUUUCCGCUGCCACUGGUGCAAGUACAGGAACCUCUGCACCCACGACCCCACCAUCUGCUCCUUCCAGGAGGGACGGAUCAAUGUCUCCGAGGACUGUCCCCAGCUCUUCCCCACAGAGGAGAUCCUGAUCCCGGUGGGAGAGGUGAAGCCCAUCACACUGAAGGCGAGGAACCUGCCCCAGCCCCAGUCGGGCCAGCGCGGGUACGAGUGCGUCCUCAGCAUCCAGGGCGUCAUCCACCGCGUGCCCGCCCUGCGCUUCAACAGCUCCAGUGUCCAGUGCCAGAACAGCUCGUAUCUCUACGAUGGGAUGGACAUCAGCAACUUAGCAGUAGACUUUGCUGUGGUGUGGAAUGGGAACUUUGUUAUUGACAACCCGGAGGAUCUGAAAGUGCACCUCUACAAGUGCGCAGCGCAGCGUGAGAGCUGCGGGCUCUGCUUGAAAGCCGACCCCAAGUUCGAGUGUGGUUGGUGCAGUGGCGAGGCCAAGUGCACACUGCGGCCGCACUGCAGCACCACGGCCACCCAGCCCUGGCUCGACUGGUCCAGCAGGAGCGUCAAGUGCUCCAACCCCCGCAUCACUGAGAUCCUGACGGUGUCGGGCCCCCCCGAAGGAGGGACGAGGGUGACCAUCCGCGGCGUCAACCUGGGCCUGGAUUUCUCGGAGAUCGCGCAGGGGGUGCAGGUGGCGGGGGUGCAGUGCCGGCCCCUGCCCGAGCAGUACAUCGUCGCAGAGCAGAUCGUCUGUGAAAUGGGGCAGGCACUUCCCGGGAUCAGCUCUGGCCCAGUGCUUCUGUGCAUCGGGGAGUGCAAGCCUGAGUUCACGGCCAGGUCGGCGCAGCAGUACGUCUUCGUGACUCCAACUGUGAGCUUCCUGAACCCCAGCCGCGGCCCUGAGUCAGGAGGGACAAUGGUGACCAUCUCUGGGCACUACCUGGGGGCUGGCAGCCACGUCUCGGUGCUCCUGGGGAACCAGACCUGUGAAUUCUAUGGGCGAUCCAUGAACGAGAUCGUCUGCGUGUCGGCCCCCUCAGCCCACGGCCUGGGGGCUGUGCACGUCUCUGUCAGCGUGGACCGGGCACAGCUGGAGCAAACGCUGCUGUUCGAGUACAUCGACGACCCCAAAGUGCAGCAUAUCGAGCCCGAGUGGAGCAUCACCAGCGGACACACGCCCCUGACCAUCACCGGCUCCAACCUGGAUGUGAUCCAGGAGCCAAGGAUCCGCGUCAAGUACAAUGGCAAGGAGUUUGUCAACGUCUGCAAGGUGGUGAAUGCCACGGCGCUGGCCUGCCUCGCGCCCCCUAUCACCCUGGAGUACCGGCCCGGUCUGGAUGCCGUGGAGCGGCCAGACGAGUUUGGGUUCAUCUUUAACAACGUGCAGUCACUGCUGGUCUACAACGACACCAAGUUCAUGUACUACCCCAACCCCACAUUCGAGCUCCUGAGCCCCACCGGGGUGCUGGAGCAGAAGCCGGGGUCACCCAUCAUCCUGAAGGGCAGAAACCUGUGCCCACCCGCUCCUGGAGGAGCAAAGCUCAACUACACCGUCCUGAUCGGAGAAACACCCUGUGCCGUCACCGUCUCCGAGACACAGCUGCUGUGCGAGCCCCCGAACCUCACCGGGCAGCACAAAGUGAUGGUGCGUGUUGGUGGUAUCAUCUUCUCCCCUGGAUCAGUGAGCAUCAUCUCAGACAGCCUCCUGACUCUGCCAGCCAUCGUCAGCAUCGCAGCCGGGGGCAGCCUGCUCCUCAUCAUCGUCAUCAUUGUCCUCAUCGCUUACAAGCGCAAGUCCCGGGAGAACGACCUGACCCUCAAGAGGCUGCAGAUGCAGAUGGACAACCUGGAGUCACGCGUGGCCCUGGAGUGCAAGGAGGCUUUUGCAGAGCUGCAGACAGACAUCAAUGAAUUAACCAGCGACUUGGACCGCGCCGGGAUCCCCUACCUCGACUAUCGGACGUAUGCCAUGAGGGUCCUUUUCCCUGGCAUCGAGGACCACCCUGUACUGCGGGAACUGGAGGUCCAAGGGAACGGGCAGCAGAGUGUGGAGAAGGCCCUGAAGCUGUUUGCACAGCUGAUCAACAACAAGGUCUUCCUGCUGCCCUUCAUCCGCACACUGGAGCUUCAGCGCAGCUUCUCCAUGCGCGACCGCGGCAAUGUGGCCUCGCUUAUCAUGACGGGGCUGCAGGGCAAGCUGGAGUAUGCCACUGAUGUGCUGAAGCAGCUGCUCUCAGACCUCAUCGAGAAGAACCUGGAGAACAAGAACCACCCCAAACUGCUCCUGCGCAGGACCGAGUCAGUGGCUGAGAAGAUGCUGACCAACUGGUUUGCCUUCCUCCUCCACAAGUUCCUCAAGGAAUGCGCUGGGGAGCCGCUCUUCAUGCUCUACUGUGCCAUCAAGCAGCAGAUGGAGAAAGGUCCGAUCGAUGCCAUCACAGGAGAAGCACGUUACUCCCUCAGCGAGGACAAGCUGAUCCGGCAGCAAAUUGAGUACAAGACUCUGAUCCUAAACUGUGUGAACCCGGAUAAUGAGAACAGCCCAGAGAUUCCCGUGAAGGUGCUGAACUGUGAUACUAUCACUCAAGUCAAAGAGAAGAUCCUGGAUGCCGUAUACAAAAACGUCCCAUAUUCCCAGAGACCCAGAGCUGUUGACAUGGACUUGGAGUGGCGGCAGGGCCGGAUAGCUCGUGUGGUCCUGCAGGAUGAAGACAUCACCACCAAGAUUGAGGGAGAUUGGAAGCGCUUGAACACCUUGAUGCAUUAUCAGGUAUCAGACCGCUCAGUUGUGGCUCUGGUUCCCAAGCAGACCUCCUCAUACAACAUCCCUGCUUCUGCCAGCAUAUCCCGGACAUCCAUCAGCAGAUACGACUCCACCUUCCGCUACACUGGCAGCCCCGACAGCCUGCGCUCCCGCGCCCCCAUGAUCACUCCCGACCUGGAGAGCGGUGUCAAGGUCUGGCACCUGGUCAAAAACCACGACCACGGAGACCAGAAGGAAGGAGACCGGGGCAGUAAGAUGGUGUCUGAGAUCUACCUGACCAGGCUGUUAGCGACAAAGGGCACGCUGCAGAAAUUUGUGGACGACUUGUUCGAGACGCUGUUCAGCACCGUGCAUCGCGGCAGUGCGCUUCCCCUGGCCAUCAAGUACAUGUUUGAUUUCUUGGAUGAGCAAGCAGAUAAGCAUGGCAUCCACGACACAGACGUGAGGCACACGUGGAAGAGCAAUUGCCUCCCUCUCCGCUUCUGGGUGAACGUCAUCAAAAACCCCCAGUUCGUGUUUGACAUCCACAAGGGCAGCAUCACAGACGCCUGCCUCUCCGUGGUGGCUCAGACCUUCAUGGAUUCCUGCUCCACCUCGGAGCAUCGCCUGGGCAAGGACUCCCCCUCCAACAAGCUGCUGUAUGCCAAGGACAUCCCCAGCUACAAGAGCUGGGUGGAGAGGUAUUAUGCUGACAUCGCCAAGCUCCCCGCCAUCAGCGACCAGGACAUGAACGCUUACCUCGCUGAGCAGUCGCGCCUGCACGCCGCCGAGUUCAACAUGCUGAGUGCGCUCAACGAGAUCUACUCCUACAUCAGCAAGUACAGCGAGGAGCUCAUCGGGGCCCUGGAGCAGGAUGAGCAAGCGCGUCGGCAGCGUCUGGCAUACAAAGUAGAGCAACUCAUCGGAGCCAUGUCCAUCGAGAGCUGAAGAAAGGCUGUGGCGCAGCAAAGGGCAGCAGAUUGCACGGACGCUCGGGAAUUCAAAGGGAGAACAGCCACAAAAGACGCUGGACACGUAUAAGUACCCCGGCUGUGCUGGAGACUGGCCCAAGUACUGGCUGUGUUCAAAAUCGUAGAUGGAUCCUGUGUGAAAAGGCAGAAAGAGGAAAAGACGAAGCAUCUCAAUCCAAGUCAAAGCCAGAUGGAUCAUUUUUUCGAGCUUACAUGGAAGGAAGGAACCUGGAGUGUCUGGAUGUCUCCAUGACUGCUGCUUUGCAUGAAAAUUGUUUGAUGUAUAUUAG
This is a messenger RNA of Mesitornis unicolor (brown roatelo), 4495 nucleotides long. Its product is annotated as plexin-A2. Gene Ontology annotation, biological process: positive regulation of axonogenesis; semaphorin-plexin signaling pathway involved in axon guidance; regulation of cell migration. The annotation marks the transcript as partial. Gene Ontology annotation, cellular component: semaphorin receptor complex. Gene Ontology annotation, molecular function: semaphorin receptor activity. The transcript has 28 exons. The record is from RefSeq and is a predicted model, not a curated record. NCBI's taxonomy places the organism in Eukaryota, Metazoa, Chordata, Aves, Mesitornithiformes, Mesitornithidae.